AUGAAGCUGGUAUCAUUAAUUUCUGCGCUUUUUGCAGUGGGAUCUGCACAAUUUCGUCAAAGGCUAGAUCCCCACAAUAAUACGCUUGCAUGUGCCUGUAUAUUGCGAGACAUUGUGAGGCCUAUGGAUCCAGGUACAACUGUUGGGACUACAAGCACUACGACGACGACUGAAUCUCCUACCAUAUCAACAAGCUCGGAAGAAUCGAUAAAACGAUUUAUACCAUACAACUACUGGCAAAUUUACAAGAAGAACAUUCAAAACGCUAAAGUGAAUCCGGAAUCGUAUAUGGACCGCUUUCUUUCACUUUUUCGAGAAGAGCCAACCACAACAACAACACAAUCAACUACACAAGAGUUCCUUGUCCAAGAGGAUUCUCCCAUUACAGAUCUGGGAAAGCAGCUUUUUUAUAAAUAUGUUGAAAAGCUCAGAGCACAGUUCGGUUUCUUGGAUCGAUUUAUUUGUAGCUGCGAAGGGGAUCUAGCAGCCGUGCUGAACUCGAAGACCUUCAUCUCUAUGAGUCUCAUACACGACUGA
Molecule: messenger RNA, 537 nt
Organism: Cylicocyclus nassatus
Lineage: Eukaryota; Metazoa; Nematoda; Chromadorea; Rhabditida; Strongylidae
Source: the annotation of a GenBank genome assembly